Messenger RNA from Rubroshorea leprosula, 1270 nucleotides. The record is from the annotation of a GenBank genome assembly. Lineage: Eukaryota; Viridiplantae; Streptophyta; Magnoliopsida; Malvales; Dipterocarpaceae.
ACUUGCAUUAGCUAAGUGAGAUUUUCUCAGAGAAUAAAGAUUGGAGCCUAAUUUUGUGAUCCAUUCCUAUUUUCGACAUUUUCUUAGUUAUCAAAGGGAGAAUUUAAUCAAGGAGUGCUUGUGACCUGAGUUUAUCUGGUUUCAGACAUUCUUUUAUUUCCUGUUGUUUUGUUAGUGCUUUCAUAUGAUAGUUGAUUUUAUUUUAUUUUACUACUUCUUUGGUCAGAGGAAUACAUGUGGAAGAUUACUGUUUCUUAUUAUCCAGAUUCUUGUGUAGUCAAUUGAUGAUGAUUGCAAUCAAACAGGGCAAAUGUUGGCCUGGGCUGCCUGGUUGGCCACAGGGAAUCUUUGCUUCCAAGGUUGUGCUGGACAAGGAGAAACAAGUAGCAACAGUGGAUAGAGAGGUGGACAGUGGUCCUGAAACUGUGUUUGGACUUGCCUGCUGUAAUCACAUUAAUCUGGUCCUCUCACUUUGGCAUUAAAACAAAGACCAAUUAACAAUUAGUCUUUCCAUUUCUGCUGCAGUGCCUGUACCUUAGUUUAAAAUCAUGAUAUAGCUUUAUUUCUCCUGGCCCUCGAUUAUUCAAUUAGCAAUAUUUGAUGUGUACCAAAUGAUAUUUGGGUGCAUCCAUGGCUAUGACAUUUGUGUACCAAAAGUAAUGUGAAAAACAAUGGUUACCCUUUGUAGUUAAUUCUAUGAAAUCCUUAAAAGGGCAAAAUUUUCAGAUUAGCACGGUUGAUGUUGAACAUAAUUUGUGUAUAACCAGCAUUCUCUGCAUUUAUGCCGGAAGUGUUUUCUUUUCUUUUUCCCCUGAUAUUUGUAAUCUGCAAUACUAUUAACAAUAAUGACUUCUAUCUGCAUUGUCUUAUACAGCACUGAUCUGAGACUGAACCAGCCGCGAAAUGCAACACUCCCAAACAUAAUGAAGGCAAAAUCCAAACCCAUAAAAAAAUGUGCUCUAGUGGAGCUGGAGGUGAAAUCAAAUCUGAUUCAGAGGUUGUUCAAGUUACUGAACCCUCCAAGAGAAACCAGGUGUUAUUCUUUCUUCUGUGGAUGAGCUGAUUGACAAGCUUAAAAACGAAGCCCACGUGCUCUCAAUCUCUAACCCUUUUCUGCUCAAGCGCUGCGCUUGUAGCUCGAUCAUUAAUUCCCACAUUCACACAGUGCCUUGUACUGAAAAUAGAGUUCAUGAGUUGUAGGAAAACAAUUAAACAAGCAUUCAAUUAUGCUGCUGUUGUUGGUCUCAUAAAAUAAAGUGUUUUCCUAUUU